Messenger RNA from Penaeus vannamei (Pacific white shrimp), 496 nucleotides. The record is from RefSeq and is a predicted model, not a curated record. Lineage: Eukaryota; Metazoa; Arthropoda; Malacostraca; Decapoda; Penaeidae.
GCAGGACGCUCCUGACGGGGACUCAAUCAUGCUGCUGGAGCCUCGUCCCUUCAGGCCCUUCAAAACCUCUGAAGAGUACCUUUACGCCAUGAGGGAAGACUUGGCCGAGUGGCUCAAGAACCUUUACCAGCUCGACAUCAAUGUGGACAACUUCUUCGAGAUUCUCGAGACAGGAGAAGUUCUCUGCGGGCACGCCAACAACGUGCGGCGCCUGGCGGAGGAGCAGCGCCAGCAGGGGCCUGCACCCGGAGGGCCCCGCAGGCGGCGGCCGCAGGUUCUCGUCCAAGUGGGAGAUCCCGCAGUACGACGUGGUCUACCGCACCGACGUGGCGCCGGGCUCCUUCUUCGCCAGGGACAACGUGCACAACUUCAUCGCCUGGUGUCGCGACCUCGGGAUCUACGAGGUGCUGCUCUUCGAGACGGACGACCUCGUCAUGAGGAAGAACGAGAAGCACGUCAUCCUCUCGCUGCUGGAAGUGGCUCGGCGGGGCGCCCG